This is a messenger RNA of Apis dorsata (giant honeybee), 2422 nucleotides long. RefSeq names its product adenylate kinase isoenzyme 5. The transcript is spliced from 11 exons. Gene Ontology annotation, biological process: UDP biosynthetic process; CDP biosynthetic process. Gene Ontology annotation, molecular function: UMP kinase activity; ATP binding. The record is from RefSeq and is a predicted model, not a curated record. Gene Ontology annotation, cellular component: cytoplasm; nucleus. Bases 434 to 2311 code for a protein of 625 amino acids. Lineage: Eukaryota; Metazoa; Arthropoda; Insecta; Hymenoptera; Apidae.
AUAAUUAAUAAAAAAAGAUGCAUUGAAUCUCGUAUAUUAAACGAAAAUUCAACUACAUGUGGAUAGUGUUGCUAUUGACAAUCGUUUUAAAGAUUUUUCUGAAAAAACUGCGACGAUUUAAUCAAGUAGUAAUAGAAACAACGAAUCGAACUUUUACCUGUUCUUGAAUAUCGAUUUGCUUCUGUGAGAAAUAUAUCAUCGAUUCGGUUUCUAAAGAAGUGGAAAAUCUUAGUUGAAAGUUGUUUUGAAGAAAGAAGAAAUUAUUAACAAAAAAAAAGUUUUGUGAAUAAAAAAGUUUCUAAUGUGAAAAGUAAAUUGUUGAUUGUGAUAACUGGUUCUCAAAAAAACGUGUCAAAAAAAGGUGAAUUAAUUAAUAGGAAGAAUGUGAAUAAAUGGCCGUGAUAGGAUCUUGGUAUCCUUUGAACGACCUACUAUGGGCAUCUGCCUGGACACUGACCAACAAAAUGGAUCACAGAUGUUCGAGGAAGUUGAUGCUCGAAGCGCAGGAAAAUGGCGAGGAGAGGCUGGCCUCUUAUCAACUCCUCCAAACGGAUAUUUUCCGCAACAGAACAUUGGUUCGGUUAAAUUCGAAGUUCCAAAAGUACCUGUUAUAUUUGUACUUGGUGGACCCGGUAGUGGAAAGGUGACACAUUGUGAUAAUUUAAUGCAAGAGAAAAAGGGCAUAACACACAUCAAUAUGAUGGAUCUUCUUCAACAGUAUGCUUUAGGAAAUGAUAUGCAAGAUUUCGGACAACUUAGCAGUAAAACCGUCGCAGAAGUUCUUAUGCUAGAAAUAAAAAUGUCUCCAGAGUCCAAAGUCUUUCUUGUUAGUGGUUAUCCACGUAAUAUGCGCGAUGUAGUCGAAUAUGCCGAGAAAAUCAAAAUUGUCAAUGGUGUAAUUCUUGUAUCCUGGAGACAAGAGAUUCUUGAAAGACAAAUCAAUUUUGGAGCACAGCUCGGACAAGUAGUAAUCGAACUUGCAAGGAUGGAACUUUAUAAUUUUUAUAGGAAUGUUAUGCCCGUCGCGGAAUAUUUCGAUCAAAGUGGUAUGUUAUUAGAGGUAAAUGGAGAAAGAAAUCCAAAUGAGGUUUAUAUGGAUUUUCGUGAGGCAGUUUUCAAAAUUUUAGGUUUAUCAAGUGGUAAAGUACGAGAUAAAAACAUCCCUCAAUUAGAAGCAGAAGUAGAAGUUGAAAGAAGAAAAGAAUCUAUUCCAAAAUCACUAUCUUCUAAGAAGGAAAUGGUAUCACAAAUAACGCAAUUACCUAUCACUGUGAAUGCCAAACCUACGAAAACCGUAGAUAAACCUAGAAAAGAAUUACCUGCGUUCAUCUGGGUUAUAGGUGGUCCAGGAAGCAAUAAAGAAAAUCUAUGCACUCAAGCUGUUCGUAAUAUGCCAGGCUGGGUUCAAGUUAGUAUUGGUGGUUUAUUGAGAACAAUGGCAUCCUCCAAUACCAUUGUCAACGAAGCUAUUGUUUCUGGAGAAAUGGUAUCACAAGACAUCGUGAUGCAAGUAGUAGAACAACAGAUUAUUUUAAAUCGAGACACAGAUGGUAUAGUAAUAGACGGUUAUCCGAGAGAUUUAAAUCAAGUCCACGAAUUCGAGGAUAAGUUUGACCAGCAACCACCGUUAGUGUUACUGGAUUGUUCAAAACUGCAACUCGGCAGAGGAAGACUGGAUGAUAAUGUAUCUGCAUUUAGAAAGAGAUUAGAAUUCUUCCGCGAGGUAUCUUUGCCUAUGUUAAAAGCUUUAGAUAAUGAGAAUCGCUUAACGAUUAUUGAUGGCGAUACCGAUGUAUCAAGUGUGCAACAAGAAUUUGCAACUGCACUUUAUCAAUUAAUGACACAAACAUAUCGCAAAAAAGAAAAUGAUCCACAUGGUUCUGAGUCGCAGAUACAAGAUAAUGAAAAUAGUAUAAAAUCAAAUUUACUAAUUUCUAACAAUAGGAAUGAAUCAAUCAUACCAAAUGGUAUUUCUAAACAAAUAAUUGAUAGUAAAUCAAAUAUGAAGAAACCAACCAACAUUAUAAAAAAUAUGAAUGGGCAUAUAUAUGGGGCACCACGAAUUACAAAUAGAUUAAAGAAUAGUAUGAGACAUGCUCAAAGAAAUGGUGUUGAAUAUGUGCAAAAUGGUAUCGCGAAUGGCGCUGCACACAUGCUACAAAAUGGCGUAACACAUUUGGCCAAUGGAAUUGUGCCGAGCAAUAACAAGAUUGCACCGGCAAUUCAAAAUUAUUUACCAAAUAAUAUAACAGAUGCUGUGAGAAAAAUGUACAAUGAGGUCGAAGGUUAUCAACAAAAUUUACACAUGUAAAACUGUAAAAAUCAUCGUUCAAAUGAAAAGAAAAAAAAAUAUUUUUAAUAUCGUCCUAUCUUUUUAUAAAUUAAAUCGAUCAUAUAAAUAUUCACGAAAUUAAAUUAAUUC